AAGUUGUUUUCAGUUAGAAGUUAUAUUUAUUGUAUUUUUUUAACCAAUUAUGGCUAAAGAUUUGAUUUUUUAUCUUAGUAUUUUUUAAGAUAAUUUUUUCCUGAUCUGAGCUGCGGAUUUCCGGCCAAAAUUAAUUUUCUGUUUUUCAAAUGAAAAUGAUUGCUUUUGUAUAUGGUUUCUUCCCUCUCUUCCAAGGAGUUUUCGUCCCACUUUUAUGAACGUUGAAGUGAUUGUUUGUCUUUUCUGUCUUGCCUUUUUUUUUUGUUUUUUUUUUUUUUUUCGUCUUUUUCCUUUCUGGUUUGGGCUACCAGUUUAGAUUUUCGUUAGGAAAAAAACUAGUCCAUUUUUAUUUUCUUUCUGGGUUUUGUUUUAGAGUUUAGAGUUGCAAGUUUUUUAAUUUAAUAAUUUGUUAAACGUUGAGGGAAGUGUUAAGCUUGAGGUUAUUUCCGUUUAUAUUUGAAGGAACCUCUAGUUUUUAACGUAAUUACUUUUCCUUCCUUUAUCUUCUACUACUUGGAAUGGAUUUCUAGUUUGGGUAGACGAAGAAUAUCGUUGUUAGCGGUGGUUGUGGUUUUAAAAUGGAAGCAAGAGAAGGCAUGAACACGGGAGUUACUGUAAUAGGAGCAGAAGCUCCGUCAGCUUAUCAUGUAGCGCCGAGGACCGAAACUCCGAGCCAGAACCAGGCUGCUGGGUCCCCAGCAUUGACUGCGGCUUCACCUGUGAGCGUGGAAUUGGCCGGAACAACGGGAAAGAAAAAGAGAGGUAGACCAAGGAAGUAUGGACCGGAUGGGACGGUCACUAUGGCGUUGUCGCCGAUGCCAAUUUCAUCUUCUGCUCCACCUGGAGGCGACUUGUCAGCCACGAAGCGUGGAAAAGUGCGACCCAGUGGUUUGGAGUACAAGCAGCAUAAGAAAGUGGGAAUGCAAAAUUUUGGAGAGUGGAAUGCAUGUUCCGUUGGUACAAAUUUUUUGCCCCAUAUCAUCACUGUCAAUGCUGGGGAGGAUGUCACAAUGAAGGUUAUAUCAUUUUCUCAGCAAGGACCUCGAGCUAUUUGCAUCUUAUCUGCUAAUGGAGUAAUUUCAAAUGUUACACUUCGUCAGCCUGAUUCUUCUGGGGGUACUUUAACAUAUGAGGGUCGUUUUGAGAUACUUUCUUUGUCUGGAUCUUUCAUUCCUACUGAGACUCAAGGAACAAGGAGCAGGUCAGGUGGGAUGAGUGUCUCUUUGGCAAGUCCUGAUGGUCGUGUUGUUGGGGGAGGGGUUGCUGGACUUCUGGUUGCUGCUAGUCCAGUGCAGGUCGUGGUUGGUAGUUUUCUACCUAGCAGCAAUCAGCAUGAGCAGAAACCAAAGAAGCCGAAGAAUGAGUCCAUCCCUGCUAUUGUAACACCAGCUACUACCAUUGCUGCUAUGGUACCUGCUUUUAAUGCGGAAAAUGACGAAGGCCUGAGAGGAAAUGGACAGCAAAAUUCUAGCACCCCAAGGCCAAACCUUGGCUUCCAAAGAGAAAACUGGCCGAUCAUGCAUACUGUGCAGGACUAUAGAAACUCCGGAACUGAUAUCAAUAUAUCCUUACCUGGAGGUUAACCUGAUAAGCUGCAAUAAAGUAUUAUCUUCAAAGUUCUUGCUGACUCUAUUGUUCCUUGAUCUUGGUUUUUCUAAAAGUACUGAAGUCUUACCCUUCAAAUUUGUAGAUCAAUCUUUGAAAGUUAUUGAUUGAUGUAACAGUUUCUGAACUUCCAACUAAGUUCAUACGUUUGUGAUCAGGUAGGACAGCUGAUUUGUAGGCUAAUUAUGUAGGAUGGUAUGAGCAGGUUCUUUUUAUGUAAUUGCAACUGGUUUCCCUAUAUUUAACUAAAUUGAUCAGUGAUGCCUUUUCCAAA
Carya illinoinensis is the source of this 1879-nucleotide messenger RNA. Its product is annotated as AT-hook motif nuclear-localized protein 1-like. The coding region runs from base 579 to 1583 and encodes 334 amino acids. The transcript has 6 exons. NCBI's taxonomy places the organism in Eukaryota, Viridiplantae, Streptophyta, Magnoliopsida, Fagales, Juglandaceae. Gene Ontology annotation, molecular function: minor groove of adenine-thymine-rich DNA binding. The record is from RefSeq and is a predicted model, not a curated record.